GCAUUCCACGACCGUCUUAAGACGGUGGAUGACGAGGGAAGGUAGGAUCCAAUAAUCCGUGCAGAUAUCUAGUAAGAAGCCGCGUUAGUACCAGCAGUCCACCUGAGUAGUACCACUCAUCCGUGCUCGCAAUCGGUACCGGUACUCACAAUUCUUGUGUAGUCUUCGCUGUGAGGUUGUCGCGAGUAACCGUGCCUACGUUUACGUGCCUAUAACCUGUGGUCAUGACCUGACUUCGGAUUUUCCUUUCGUUCUGAGUUAUAAGCGGAUUUAUCCAAAGCCAUCUGAGCAUUCCAGCAACAAUAACGGAUUAAUCUCACCUAGUGCUCCGAGCAACGGAUACCGAUAAGUUAACCUGGCCCAGAGACCUUCACCGUCGUCUUCGACGGCAGAUGAACCGUUCGUCAGCAUCCUCGCAGACGGUGUUAUACUGGAUGCAGUUCCUUGCGUCAUAGGAAUGGACCUGUCAUAGCCCAGAUCACGACAAAGUAGGACGAAUUAGUGCUAGUGAAAUCAGAGGUCAUGAGAAGCAGAAUCUUCAUCCUAUGGCUGGCAUCAGCGAUGCUGAUGGUCAUUACCGCAGCCCAGUGCCCCUGGCAAUUGGAGGUCCCGGACCUGCAAUCCUCCUGCCUGUGCAGCUACAAUCUCGGUCACGAAUUGUCCGUCCAAUGCGAUAUGGUGGACUGGCAAAAAUUACUGACAUCGUUACACAAAUACGCGACAGACACACCUCUCGAUCUGCUGUACGUCAAUAAUUCGACCAUAACGUCGCUGAAAGAUAACAUAUUCGUGAACCUGAAGAUACAGAACAUACAAUUAUCGGGAUGCAAGAUCAAGACUAUCGAGAGCGACGCCUUCAAGGGUCAAGAGCGUCACCUGAAGAACCUGAACUUGCAGGAUAACGACAUAGGCGAGGUCCCAGUCGAGAGCCUUAGGUCGCUCAAGACUCUCACACUUCUCGACUUCUCGCACAAUAGAAUAACCAGGGUACCACCCUACGCUUUUCAAAAUUUGACCAGACUGGCGACCUUAAAACUGGCCGAUAACAACGUUACCCUCGAAGAAAACGCCCUAAGCGGUCUAGAGGGAUGCUUGAAGAAUCUAAACCUGAAAGGAACGAAGCAGAAAGAAGUGCCGAAAGCUAUACAAGGGAUGAGAACCUUAGCGUUCCUCGACUUAUCGCAAAACAGUCUGAUAGAAUUGGGAGGGCAGAACAACGAAAACGCAUUCGAAGGGUUGAAAUCUCUAACCGCCAUCAAUUUGGAACGAAAUCUUAUCCAACAUAUGGGCGAAAACGCCUUCAAAGGUGUUAGGAAAACUUUGAGUUCACUAAGUCUCUUAAACAAUCUCCUACCAGACUUUCCAACGGCUGCUUUGAGUAGCUUGAACGAACUCAGAGUUCUAGAUAUAGGAUUCAACCUUCUAACAGAUCUACCUCAUGAUGCUUUCAAGGGAAAUCCUUCGAUAACCCUUCUAGCACUAGAUGGAAAUCCUCUCGUAACUAUACCUUACCAAUCCCUAUCGCAUCUGAAUAAAACGUUGAGAGGUCUCAGUUUGGGAGGUCGUUUCCUGCAUUGCGACUGUAAAUUAGCGUGGGUGAUCAAGUGGAUACGCGAGGGCGACCUUCAAGUGACGAGCAGGGAAAGGAAUCCACAAUUUUGCGGAAGUCCACCACGAUUCAGAGACAGAGGUUUCUAUAGCAUCCAACCUGAAGAACUAUGCACAACCACCGAAGAUAGAAAAGAAAAUAUGGGAGUGGCAACUGUAGUCAGUGCAGAAUUGGACGAUGUUAAUUUAUCAGCACCUGACCCACCUCCAAAAGUAACCACAACAUCGACAACGACAACGAAAAAACCACCGAAAAUAAUCACCUCAACAACUGUUACUACCACCACGCAGACCACAUCGAAAGCGACCAGCACAGCAUCAACCAGUACAACGACCACAUCAACGACCUCGAAAAUUACCACCCCUAAACACUCGACGCAAAAACCCAAAGUAAAGACGACGGUUACGCCUUGGACGCAAAGGCCUUCCUUGAUCAAGAAUUACGCACAGCGAAACAAAGCUGAUGAAUCCAAGGAAGUGCUGGUGAAAACCGCCUUCAGGCAAGAUAAUUCAGUGAUAAUCCAGUGGGGAUCGGACACUGCCAACAUACUCGGCUUCAGGGUGGUUUACAGGCUGUUCGGCGACAAGAGUUUCAAGCAAGGGCCGCCUUUAGAGGCCAGCGAGAGGGAGUUCAAAAUCAAGAAUGUGCCUUCCCAGGAAUGCAUAAUUGUCUGCGUGGUAUCCCUAGAAGACAUAAACGUAACUCCCGAAACAGUGCCGUACUCGCAAUGCCGAGAAGUCAGGACCGUAUCGUCGGCGUCUUCCAACAUGGACAAGAUAACAAUAGCUGCCAGUGCCGCCAUCUGCGGCACGAUAGUCGUGGCCAUCAUCAUAUUCGUGGCGGCAUCCAGAAGACGUUCCAGGAAGUUGCACGAACUGCAUCAGCACAAGAUGGGAUUGAAAAACGGGCUGCCAAUGGCCGGUCUUCCCGUGAACUGUUGCACAGGAAUGGGACAGGGAGCUAGUCCAGGUGGUCCGCUGUCGUCCUUAGCCGCGUUGAACGCUUACAAUAACAGCAAGGAUUGGGAUCAAGUAUCUGGAUACAGCACGCACAGCGCCCAUCGACCACGUAUGUUCUCAGUUGACCAGACCCCAUCGCUGAUCCCAGAUGACAUGAGAUCGCACUUUAGCAACAAAGGUAAUAAACCGAGGUCCAUAGCCGAUGGACAGUCCCAGCACAGCUUCUCGAAUCACUCGGGAAGGUACCUGACCGCAAACGCAUUUCCCAAUAAUUUGUUGUCCUCAAGGCAAGAUCUACGCCAGUCCCGUCAAUCUCUAGCCAUGCAAUCUGAUAGAUUAUCCACUAGGUUGGGUCCAGCUCAAUCGGUAGCUUCGUCGACUAGGAGAUCGAGACCUAGGUCUAGGUCCAGAGACCACAAUCGGCCGAGCAGCAGAUACAGCAUCGCUGGAUCAACUCACACGCUGAACAACUAUUGUGAUAACUCGGACAACUGGACAGAUCACGAUAUGGAAAUAUACAUGGCCAGAAAUCCAACGACAAGAAAUGGACUUGUUCCACUUUGAAUGGAAGGAUAUGGCAUAAUGGAGAAGUUAAUAAAAAAAAUAAAACCAGAAUGUGAUGUGAUAACAAUAAACAUUGGGAAAAUUCCUUUGAAAAAAUCAUGGGGUUAUCAUGAACUUCGAGUUUUAAUUGCACAAUACGUCUGUUUUCUUCAAGUUGAAGGAGGCUGGAAUAGAAUUCAAUUCAAAAUAUUUAUUCAAAUGAAAAUACCUUUGUUGGUAUUGUAAAUUUGACUGAUUAUUAUAGGGUAUAGUUCAGUUAUAUCAUUGAGGGUUCUAAUACUUAAUGAUAUUUCACAAUAGUAUUUGUGAAUUUGAGUAACUUAAAUUAUUGUUUUGUAUACUCUUAAUUAAUUUAAACUGAGAAAAUUAACUUUAAAAUUUUCAUAUCAUAAGUAUUGUUUUUGUAUAUAGUAGAUUCUAGGUAAACGAAAUAAUACUCAUUGUGCAGUUGCUUUCUUAAUUUUCAAAACGAAAUUUUAUUUCUAGCUGCUCCACUAUCAAGUCUGAAUCAUAAUUUUUCUUAGGCAUUUUCUUGAAAGUGACUGAAAAAAUUAUAUGUUUAUGUACACUUGAUAUUGGAGCAGUAAGUAAUAAAUUUCAGAUGGACAAGAUGUUGUUCAUCUGAAUUAAAUAUUGAAACAUUAAAUGAUGCAACCAAGCAAAUUUUUUGUUUCAGUCAGACACUUUCAUAGAUAAAAUAAGCACCUACAUAAGAUACAUUUUGUGAAUAUGCAGUAUUGAAAGGUAUACCAAAAAGAAUACCAUAUUAAUCUCUAUUUAAUAAGAUAACAGCAUUACAUUGUUCCAUUCUACCUUCCCCAUAAACUUAUAAAAUGUAAAUAAAAAGUUUAUGUAUUGA
This is a messenger RNA of Coccinella septempunctata (seven-spotted ladybird), 3991 nucleotides long. It is a transcript of the gene haf, whose product is annotated as leucine-rich repeat-containing protein 4C. The transcript is spliced from 6 exons. Gene Ontology annotation, molecular function: protein binding. The record is from RefSeq and is a predicted model, not a curated record. Lineage: Eukaryota; Metazoa; Arthropoda; Insecta; Coleoptera; Coccinellidae. Bases 523 to 3132 code for a protein of 869 amino acids.